Messenger RNA from Lotus japonicus, 2540 nucleotides. Its product is annotated as protein trichome birefringence-like 3. Gene Ontology annotation, molecular function: O-acetyltransferase activity. The transcript is spliced from 6 exons. The record is from RefSeq and is a predicted model, not a curated record. Gene Ontology annotation, cellular component: Golgi apparatus. Lineage: Eukaryota; Viridiplantae; Streptophyta; Magnoliopsida; Fabales; Fabaceae. The coding region runs from base 997 to 2280 and encodes 427 amino acids.
AUGCAACAAUUUAAAUUACUCAAUAGCUGCAAAUUAGCUUUUAAAUUGCUAGACUGGUUAGAACUAUUUUUCUGCAUUAGCUCCAAAUUUUCCUAGUUAGAGAACGAGGUAAAUGAAAAUGUUGUAAUGUUUUUUCUGCAGGUUAGUUCCUAAAUAGCUGUGAAUUUUUUAAAAUGUGCUACCAUGUUGUAGCCAAAUAUUUGAAAGCCAAUCAGCCACGCAUAUCAUGCAACAACAUUUGAAAGCUAAAUGGCAGUGCUUUAUUAGCUAAACACGCUUUGCUAGGAAUUUGCGCAAAGUUGCUAGCAUAUAUUUGGAGGCUAAUCUUCAUUUUUCUUGUUCUGGAAAUCGCCUCCAAAAUGCAAGUUGCGAACAAUGGCAGUAUGGCAAAUGAGUUGGUAUUGAUGUUGGAUUACAUUGGGACUGGGAGCAAUUAUAUUGAACAGUGAUUUGUUUUGUGGUUGCUUUUCCAAGUUGUCAACUUCCAUACACUUGCUCAAUCAGUUUUGUCAGCUUGAUCAAGGAUUAUAUAGCGGUAUUUAAUAUUUGAAUUAGUAUUAAUAUAAUGAUUUUAUUUUAUAAUUUUUCUCUUGAGUUGUUAGGUGGCUGUUUGUGAGUUGUUUAACAAGAAAUGAUGUAUCAGAACCAUUUCUCCUAACAAACAUCUACCAGCUGGUCUGAACAGAUUUACAAUGAUGCUGAAUUUUGGUACAUAAUAUUGAAAGCUUAGUGGUUGAAUAACCAAUGUAUAGCUUCCAUUACAUGGACAUAACCUUUUCAAGUCAUUUCUUAACUUCCACUAUCCUUUAGCAUAGUUUAUCCAUAACAAAAGCAUUCUAUGCUUUCACUUCACUCAUACUCACCCUCACUCAAAAAAAAAGGACUCACAAGUCACAACAAUGUCAUCAAUCAUCAUCACUCUGUUGCUAUGUGUGCAUUAAUUUAUACUCUUUCUUCCCAUCUGGCUACCUUUAAGCUUCUGCCACCUCCAUACCCAUGAACCCUUCAGGAACAAUGAAGUUUCUCAGAGGAAAGCUUCCUCUGCCCAUCAUUAUCACCACAACCUGUGCUCUAUUCUUCAUAGCAGUGUUGUAUGCAGAGAGACUCAGCUUCCUAUCUUCAAGCUCUAUUUUCAAGUUCAAAACAUGUCCUAGAAAGCACAAUAAACCAAAAUCUAAUGAGAGAAAAGUAGAGGAUGUGCUUGUAAAUGCCUCAUGGAAUGAUGAUAGGUUUGAUUUUGAUCCAGAGGAGUGUAAUCUUGCUAAUGGAAAAUGGGUUUUUAACCAUUCAAUAAGGCCUUUGUACUCAGAUACUAGCUGUCCUUACAUAGAUAGACAAUACUCUUGUGUCAAGAAUGGAAGGGAAGAUUCUGACUACCUCCAUUGGGAGUGGCAGCCAGAAGAUUGUACCUUUCCCCAAUUUAAUCCAGAGCUAGCCCUCAAGAAGCUUCAAGGAAAGAGGCUGCUAUUUGUAGGGGAUUCACUGCAAAGAAACCAAUGGGAAUCUUUUGUCUGUUUGGUCCAAAGUAUCAUACCUGAAAAGGAAAAGUCAAUGAAACGAGGGCGUAUUCAUUCAGUCUUCAAAGCCAAGGAAUAUAAUGCUACCAUAGAAUUCUAUUGGGCCCCAUUUCUUGUUGAGUCCAACACUGACAUUCGUAUCAUAGGAGAUCCCAAGAAGAGGAUAAUCAAAGUGGAUGAAAUCACUGAGCGUGCCAAAAACUGGACAGGAGUGGACAUCCUUGUUUUCAACACCUAUGUUUGGUGGAUGAGUGGUCUCAGGGUUAACGCACUAUGGGGUUCAUUUGCCAAUGGAGAACAAGGGUAUGAAGAACUGGAUACACCAGUUGCUUACAAGCUAGGUUUGAGAACAUGGGCCAAUUGGGUAGACUCCACAAUCAAUCCAAACAAAACCCGGGUGUUCUUCACUACUAUGUCCCCUGCACACACAAAAAGUGCAGACUGGGGCAACAAGGAUGGUGUUAAAUGUUUCAAUGAGACAAUGCCUGUAAAGAAGAAGAAUCACUGGGGAAGUGGUUCUAAUAAGGGUAUGAUGAGUGUGCUGGCCAAAGUGGUGAAGAAAAUGAAAGUUCCUGUGACUGUCAUCAACAUCACACAAAUCUCAGAGUACAGGAUUGAUGGUCAUUCAUCAGUUUACACUGAAACUGGGGGUAAGAUGUUAACUCAGGAGGAAAGGGCUAACCCACUAAAUGCAGAUUGCAUACACUGGUGUUUGCCUGGAGUUCCAGAUACAUGGAAUCAAAUAUUUUUGGCAAUGUUGUAAUAAAUAUAAAUGGACAAAGUCCAGUUCUUUUUAUUUUUUUAUUUUUUAUGUGACAUGAAGAUGUCAAAUAUGUAAGUAAAGCUAUGUGUCCAAGUUCAUACUUCGGCAUUUGUGUGAUAAAUAUACAUAUAAAUCACAAGUGCAUGCGUGUAAAUUCAAUACAAGCAAAUAAAAACGCCAAACCAUCUAUCAAAGAGAUUGCACAGAUAAUGGACAUUGCCCCUGCAACCACAAAAACUCCAUUUCAGCAUCCUUUAUGA